AUGCAGUCUAAACCAAAGGGCUUGAAAGUCCUCAUUGUUGGCGCUGGCAUUGGAGGACUAGCUGCAGCCAUUGCCCUUCGGCAACAGGGGCACGAAGUGGAGGUUUUUGAAAGGUCACAUUUUGCAAAUGAAGUCGGAGCAGCAAUCCACUUAACUCCGAAUGCCAAUGGACUCUUGAAGCGAAUUGGGGUUGAUGCACGAAAGUACGGCGCGGUGCUGACAGAGCAACUUCGCGAUUACACCUCCGAUGGUGAGCUCCAGUAUACCUUAGACACAAGUCUAAUCUCCGGCAGCUGGCAGCAUGAAUGGGUUCUGAUUCAUCGCGCGCAUCUUCAUGAAGCUUUGAAAGCCAAAGCACAGGCUUCUGGGAAAGGAACACCCAUUAUUCUGCACACAUCGGCCAAGGUAGCGGACCUGGAUCCUCACGCCGCGACCAUAACUCUGGAAGACGGAAAGCGCUUCGAGGGCGACCUGGUGCUGGGGGCUGAUGGUGUUCACUCUGUGGCCCGUCGACAUGUCUCAGGAAAAGAUGUUAAGGCAUUUAGCUCAGGCCGCAACGCAUUCCGGUUUAUGGUUCCACGUCAGGAGGUAUUAGCAGAUCCCGAGACAGCUCACAUGGUCCAAACAAACGGAACCGUUCUUAUGUGGCAUAGUUCCGACAGUAAGGUGGUCAUCUAUCCGUGCGUGAACAACGAGAUAUUGAACUUUGUCUGCAUUCACCCUGAUACUCUUACCAACGAGUAUGUCUCUCACGGCUGGAAUCAAGGGGUAGGAAAGGACACGCUACUAGAGGCUUUCAAAGACUUUGAGCCCGGAGUUCUGAAAUUGUUGAACAAGGCAGAUCCUGAAACACUGAAGAUAUGGCCACUGCUGGACAUGGAAACCCUGCCUCGAUGGGUGAAUGGCCGACUAGCGCUAAUGGGAGAUGCUGCUCAUCCCUUCCUUCCAUAUCGGGCUUCGGGAGGUGCCAUGGCCAUUGAAGAUGGCUUGUCUUUGGCUGUUAUGCUGCCGGGAGAUCUGAAACAGGAGGAUGUCUCCACACGGCUGGGCCUAUACGAAAAGGCUCGCCAGGAGCGAGUGUUACAGAUCCAGGAAUACACACGAGAAUCCGGAAGGAGGCAUGUGGGCGGAAAAGAAGCCGCCAUCAUCAGUUCGUACAUCUAUGACCACGACGAGUGGGAUCAUUCAAGUGAAAUAUUGCGCCAGUAUCUCUGGGCGCAAAACAAACAGGUUUACUACCGUCAGCCCACUGUCUUCGGCCCUAUGCCAGGACCUCGCCAGGACUUCUGGGGCAGGAGCCGAGCGGCUGCCUCGAGCAAGACAAAGUUUUGCACAGCAUCCGUUCGGUUCAAGACGAGUCGUACCUUGCUUAAGAACCUGCUACCGAAUGCAUCCUACAGCUUUACCGGUAUGGGAAGCGUAGCCUACGCAACCUUCUCCCAAACUACGCUAGAUGGAUUAGACUGGCUCGCCGGUGGAGGAUACAACCACUUCGGGCUAUACAUCCAUGGUGUCCAAUACAAGAGUGCCGAUGGCCAGAUCACGGAAGGAUCCUACCUCCCAGUUUUAUUUGAGGAUCUGGCGGAUCCUAUCAUCUCUGGUCGCGAGGAGCUCGGGUUCCCGAAGGUAUUCAGUACAAUCGACGUGAGUAGGCGCCGUCAUUCGUAUCAUGUCACCACUAGCUGGCGAGGGGGAGUAUGGGGUCGGUUGAAUUUGACAGGGCUGGAGGAAACGACAGAAGAGCAACAGCAAACCAACGGAUCGACGAAGGCUCUGCCGAAUCUCCUGCUGCACCGCUACAUGCCCUGUGUUGGCAAGGACCAGAAAGGCAUCCCUGAGGCGGAGUAUCCUGUUGUGGUCGAUUCCGCUGAAGACCUGACGGUUGUACCUUCGAAGAUCACACGCGAACUACGUGCCACGGACGCCAAACUAGAGAUCGAUGGGUUGGAUUGGAACCAGCUCCCUACUCUCCAUCAUAUCGUGUCGCGUCUGGCUGAAGUUCCAAUAUAUGAGGUUGUAGAGGCCAAGGUUGUUGAAGGAGAGGGGGUAGCAGACGUGUCAUCGGCUCGGAAGGUCGAUCCGUGA
Aspergillus pseudotamarii is the source of this 2085-nucleotide messenger RNA. RefSeq names its product putative salicylate hydroxylase. The transcript is spliced from 5 exons. Gene Ontology annotation, molecular function: monooxygenase activity; FAD binding; lyase activity. Lineage: Eukaryota; Fungi; Ascomycota; Eurotiomycetes; Eurotiales; Aspergillaceae. The record is from RefSeq and is a predicted model, not a curated record. Bases 1 to 2085 code for a protein of 694 amino acids.